This is a messenger RNA of Brassica napus (rape), 1761 nucleotides long. RefSeq lists its product as uncharacterized. The record is from RefSeq and is a predicted model, not a curated record. Gene Ontology annotation, molecular function: zinc ion binding. The coding region runs from base 1 to 1761 and encodes 586 amino acids. Lineage: Eukaryota; Viridiplantae; Streptophyta; Magnoliopsida; Brassicales; Brassicaceae. The transcript has 2 exons.
AUGGGUCUAAACAUCAAACAGAAUCGAUAUGACAAGACAAAGAUUGCAUUUGUAUGUGUAGGCAAAGGUUGCUCUUGGCGCAUUUACUGCUCUUCCUCAGAAAAGUAUCCCAACAAGUGGCAGGUGAAGAUAUUGAAGAAGGAUCAUACAUGUGUUCAUCAUACCUGUGUUCCUAUGGGUACUUGCGAGAUGCUUAAUGUUCCACAAAUAGCUCACUUGUUUGUUGACAAGAUCAGAGAAGAACCAGAGUAUUUCAUGCCCAUGAAGAUUGAGCAGCUAGUCAUGGAGAAAUGGAAGAUCAGUGUUAGUAAGCCGCAAUGCCAACAUGCUAGGAACAAGGCCCUUAGAUGGAUUGAAAGAGAGUACGAUGAGCAGUUUGGACGGCUGAGGGAUUACUGCUCUGAGAUAAGAAGCUCGAAUGUUAAUUCUUCUGUUGAGCUUGAUUGCCUGAAAAAUGAUGAUGGGAUAGACGUUUUCAAUAGAUUUUAUGUCUGUUUUGACAUUCUGAGGAGAAACUGGAAAGAAACGUGUAGGCCACUAAUUGGAGUAGAUGGUUUAUUCUUGAAGUCUAGGAUGAAAGGGCAGCUGCUAAUGGCUUUGGGUCGUGAUGGCAAUAACGCCAUUUACUGUAUCGCAUGGGUUGUGGUACAAGUAGAGAACAAAGUCAAUUUGUUGUGGUUUGUGGAAAAGAUCAAGGUUGAUCUAGGACUAGACGAAGGAGAUGGUUAUGUUAUGGUUUCUGAUAGUCAAAAGGGAUUGAUUGCAGUUGUGAAGAGAGAACUGCCGCGAAUUGAGCGUAGAAUGUGUGUUAGACACAUCUACGGUAAAUUAAAAAAGAACCAUGGGAAGAAACCUGAAAUGAAAAAACUGAUUUGGAACCUUGCUUGGAGCUACAAUGACGCUGAUUACAAAGAAAAUCUUUUAGAGAUUGAGCGAUAUGAUCAAGAUGUUUAUGACGACGUUUUGAAGACAAAGCCAGAGAAGUGGUGUAGGGAAUUCCACAAGCUUGGACCUUACUGUGAAGACGUCGAGAACAAUUCCACUGAAUCUUUCAACAACUCCAAAGCCCGAGACAAGCCCUUUGUGCCUAUGUUGGAGACAAUAGCUUGCUUGGCGAUGGUUCGUAUAGCGAAAAGGGAUGUUAUUUGUACCAGCCACAAAGGGAUUCGCACACCGUAUGUCACUGAGAUGCUCAAGACUUUGCAUGAGAAAGCCUCUUUAUGCACGGUUAGACCAUCUAUCAACCAGACGUUUGGAGCUACUACUAAUGGCUGUCAACAUAGGGUGAGCUUGGAAAAUAGAACUUGUAGUUGCAGGAGAUGGGAGAUUACAGGGAUUCCUUGUGAACACGCCUAUGGAGUUAUGUUGUCGAAAGGUUUAAAGGCUCAAGACUAUGUUGUUCACUGGUUUCAGACAAGUACGUGGAAGCGUACAUAUGCUGUAGGGAUUGUGCCAUUGCGUGGAGCAAAUUUCUGGCCUGUAGGACCGGAACCAUCUAUAAUUGAACCUGAGAUCUCAGAUCAACCAGGCUGUAAGAAGGUGACUAAAGCAGAUAAAAAGAGAAAGAGAGGAGUCAAUGAAUCACCAUCGAAGAAAGAGAAGUUCUUGAAGCGGAUCAUGCACUGUGGGAUAUGUGGUGCUCCUAAUCAUAACUCCAGGUUCCAUAAGAAGAAUCCGAAAAAGCCUUUUGUGAGUGGUGAAUCUUCUCAGCCUGAAGCCUCUCAAGGUGUUUCUACUCAACCCACUCAGCUUGAGAAGUGA